Molecule: messenger RNA, 2411 nt
Organism: Aspergillus welwitschiae
Lineage: Eukaryota; Fungi; Ascomycota; Eurotiomycetes; Eurotiales; Aspergillaceae
Product: cytochrome P450
Exons: 2
Coding region: 437-2029 (530 amino acids)
Molecular function (GO): heme binding; iron ion binding; oxidoreductase activity, acting on paired donors, with incorporation or reduction of molecular oxygen, reduced flavin or flavoprotein as one donor, and incorporation of one atom of oxygen
Source: RefSeq, a predicted model, not a curated record
UGAUUCACCAUCAAGCUGAUUACUGCAAUGAGGCUCAUCAGGACUAGCAAUCCAACGAGAAACAUGAAGGACAAAACAGGGCAGCCCUGUUGGUGUCGGGCUGUGCAAAGGCGAUAAAACGGGUGGGAUCCAAAGCGGGUCAAGUUAGCAACGUUUUCCCAAUUGGGUAGCAUUUCCCGGUAAUCCACUCCGAUCAGCCACGGCCCCGGAAGGAUCUACCAGACCACAGUAGAUCCGAUGUAGUGACAGUAUAACCACUGCUGACUACAGAGUUACCGGGUGGAAUAGUAUCGACUCCUGCGGGAUUCACUAGGAAUGGCCAGAAUAAGUGAUCAUGAAACAUGAAAGGGAAAACGAGGAUAUAUCUAUGUAUGGACGCUGCUGUCGGAAGGGAUCAUCCCCACCCUUCUAAUCCUCAAGUACUACUUCGACCAUCAUGGGACUUGCAACCCUCCUCCUGGUCCUCGUCGGCCUUACUUUCAUCCUGCGCAUCGUGAGCGAGAAAUGGAGGCACCGUCAAAAUGCCAAACGCCUGGGCUGCCAGCCAGCGCCCAUGGCCCCGUCCAAGGACCCCCUCGCUAUCGGGGAUAUCCUGGAGAUCAUCCAGGCGGACAAGGACAAGGUGGUGCCAGAGCUGCUCGAGAGCCGCACUAACAUCAUGCGCGACAACAAUGCCGGACGCUACGUUUCGACUUUCCGUCUCAAGAGAGGUCUGGGCGAGAACUUGCUCACCUUUGACCCCGAGAACCUUCAGGCCAUGUUGGCCAAGCAAUUCAAGGACUUCUCCGUUGGUGGUGAGAGACUGGGAUGCAUGGGCCCGUUGUUGGGCAAGGGAAUCUUCAUCAACGACGGCGCCGAGUGGUCGCACUCGCGUACCAUGCUCCGGCCCCAGUUCACCCGUGAGCAGAUCAGCGACCUGGGUCUCGAAGAGCGCCACGUCCAAAACGCCAUGCGCGCCAUCCCCGCCGCCGGAAGCAACGGCUGGACCGAGGUCGACAUCCAGAGCAUCUACUUCCGUCUGACCCUCGACUCGGCGACCGAACUGCUCUUCGGCGAGAGCUGCUACUCCCAGCUGGCCGCCAUGGGCGACGCCGAGGACCGCAUGGCCAGUGGCGGCAAGGUGACCGACUUUGGCAAGAACUUUGACCGCGCCCAAUGGUACAUGGCGCAGCGCCUGCGUCUCCCUCGCAUGAAGUUCCUGUACGACAACAAAGAGUUCCGAACCUGCUGCCAGGAAGUCCACCGUUUCGUCGACGAGUGCGUGGCCAAAGCCCUGCACGACCACAAGAAGAAGAAGAAGCAGCAGCAGCAGCUCCUCGAGGAGGGCGCGUCGGAGCACUACAUUUUUGUCCACGCCAUGGCCGAAACCACCAAGGACCCGAUCGAGCUGCGCUCGCAGCUGCUCAAUGUCCUGCUCGCCGGCCGCGAUACCACCGCCGCGCUGCUGAGCUGGACCACACUGCUGCUCUCCCGGCACCCCGAGGUCUUCCACAAGCUGCGCGAGGCCAUCAUCGCCGACUUCGGCACCUACGAGAACCCCCAAAACAUCACCUUUGCCACGCUCAAGGCCUGCACGUACCUGCAGCAGGUCAUGAACGAGACGCUGCGCCUGUUCCCGCCCUUGCCCACCAACGCCCGCUACGCCACCAAGGACACCAGUCUGCCGCGCGGCGGCGGCCCCGACGGCCAGAGCCCCGUGUACAUCAAGAAGGGCCAGGCCGUGCUGUACAACGUGCACAUGCUGCACCGCCGCGAGGACGUGUGGGGCAAGGACGCGAAAGAAUUCAAGCCCGAGCGCUGGGAGGCCCGCCGCUCCGGCUGGGAGUACCUGCCCUUCAACGGUGGGCCGCGCAUCUGCAUUGGCCAGCAGUUCGCCCUCACCGAGGCGGGUUACGUCCUCGUCCGUAUGCUCCAGCGUUUCGACGAAAUCGAGGACGUCCACGCCGACCAGAGGAUUCGGUGGGGCUUGACCCUGGUGAGCGCUCCUGGUGACACGGUCACGGUGCGUCUCCACGAGGCUAGCCGGUAAAGAAAAGAGCAGGACUUUCUUUUGGACAAGUAUACGACAUUCUCUUUUCAGCUUGUAAAACUCUCACACUUUUUAUGGAUUCUCUUGUAUUUAUUUACUUAUUUAUAUAUUUAUUUUCCUUUUGUCUCUUUGGAUCUGCUGCCGAUUUGUAAUAGUUGAUCAGUACAAAGUGUAUGGCGGGUAUUCUGGAAUGAAUGUAUUAUCUCGGCGUUUUGAUCAUCAUCCCCAACAGUGUUGUCUGCGCUAAGGAUGGCUUUUAUGAUUGCUCUGUUUGUAUAUUCUAAAAAUACCUCUCGAUACCAACCUCAGUAUCCGGGUCUAGCACGGGCAAUUAGCAUUCUUUGCAUCAUCAAGAGCAAAUAGACUACACCAGUAGAGAGCA